This is a messenger RNA of Venturia canescens, 2508 nucleotides long. Its product is annotated as heparan-alpha-glucosaminide N-acetyltransferase-like. The record is from RefSeq and is a predicted model, not a curated record. Bases 560 to 2257 code for a protein of 565 amino acids. Lineage: Eukaryota; Metazoa; Arthropoda; Insecta; Hymenoptera; Ichneumonidae. The transcript has 12 exons.
UAUAAAACGACGAGUAUGACAGGAAUGAAUCCUGCUAAAACUAUAUAUUAUAUAUUAUAUUUUUAUUUUUCGUAAAAUUUUUUCACUUGCAUAUAUAUAUAUGUACGACGAUUCGAGCGGAACAGUUUUUAAAUAGUAUUAUAUACAAAGGCCACAUUCUCGAAGUUCAUAACGAGAGGGUGAAAACGUUAGGAGGGAUUAUUUUGUGAAAAAAAAUUAAUAACGAAUCAAGCGAGCAUCAUUGAUCAGGCCAUGCAGUCGCGAAAAAAAGAGAAAAGCUGAGAUAGAAAAAGACGGAAAAAUAAGCAGACAGUAUAUAUUAUUGCAUUUCUGUGCGCGCUUCCGAAUGCAACGUCAUUAGUCAUUUUACCGACAUCAUUGUAUAAUAGCAUUAUAAUUACACGGUUAUCUAUUGAUAUAAGACAACCGUUAUAUUGACACAACUGACGUGCACGUUUUGUGCCGCAUUAUUGUCCAAUCCUUAGAAAUAUUCAUUGGAUUCAACCAGUCUUCAUGAAUGAUUCAUAUCGGAAAAAUAAAUUCAGAAUAAAAGACAGCCAUGAACAGUUCGGAUCCACGAUGCGUCGGUCCAAACAAAACACUUGGCAUUGACCAGGCUUGUUUAAGCAUUCUUAAUAAUCAAGAUUUACCUGUAUCGGUAUUGACUUAUAUUAAUCAAUGUCAAGCUUGCGACGGUUUGCCUUUUGCCAAUCUAUCGCCAAACAGUAACACAACUCUUGUUAUUCCUACCAAAUAUGAAAUGCACUUGUAUUAUGUUGCAGAAAAAUAUCAAUGGUGUCACGGUGCUUACAAGUUCCAGGAAUAUGGCCACUAUGGGUGGAAUUUGACCAACCAAAGUUGUUCAUGGUUUUAUACCAUAAAAGAUCCGCCGACUCCUUAUAUGCCAAUUCUGGCUGCAUCUCUUGUCUUCGUGGCUCUAUCCAUCUUCUAUGGUGUAGGCAAAUUCCUCAUACCUUUUGCAAUGAAACGAUUAAAGGAGCGCAGAGUUAACGAACAAGAUGACAUGCAAGAUUUACAAGAUUCCGAACCUUUUCCACCUGCUCUUGUCGUUUCUUCGCGCUCGAGCACAAGAAUACACUCCAUCGACACCAUUCGAGGAAUUGCGAUAUUAUUGAUGAUCUUUGUAAACAACGGUGGCGGCAAAUACGUUUUUUUCAAUCACAGCCCGUGGUACGGAUUCACGAUUGCGGAUUUCGUCUUGCCAUGGUUUGCGUGGAUAAUGGGACUCACACUGGUUGUUUCAUUACGUACGCAACUUCGGAUAUCCGUGUCACGUCCAAGAAUCAUAAUGCGAAUAUUGCGGCGUAUCUUCUUUCUUAUACUCUUCGGAUUGAUUAUCAACUCCAAUGACAAAACUACCAUUGAGAAUCUCCGAUUCCCCGGGGUUUUACAACUUUUGGGGAUCACAUAUUUCAUAUGUGCAUCAAUCGAAGCUGUUUUCAUGAAAGCACAAAGGAAUUUUCAGUACGGACGAUUGAUGUUCUUACAAGACAUCCUGGACUGUUGGCCACAAUGGCUCAUUUUUAUUGGAAUAGGAGCAACGCAUACACUCGUCACAUUUUUGCUUCGUGUACCCGGUUGCCCGACUGGUUAUUUAGGCCCAGGUGGUUACCAUCUUCGUGGAAAGUACGCAAAUUGUACCGGAGGCGCUGCUGGUUAUAUCGAUAGACUGCUAUUCGGCAGUCACAUGUAUAACAAAACCAACAAUCCUAUAUAUGGUUCAACGUUGCCUCACGAUCCCGAAGGGCUUAUGAAUACUCUUUCGGCGGUGCUGAUUGUCGCACUGGGUGUCCAAGCUGGCAGAAUACUGUUAUGUUAUUAUUUGUACCUGCAAUCGAAGAUACUCCGAUGGUUUGCUUGGGCAGCGGUCAUAGGUAUCAUAGCUAUUCUACUCAAUGGUAAGGAACAAGAAGGUGGAGUUAUACCAGUGAGCAAAAAUAUGAUGACACUUUCCUUCGUUCUCGCAACAUCGAGCUUCGCAUUUUUUUUCUACAUUAUAAUAUUUUACAUCGUUGAUCACAAGCGUAUUUGGAACGGAGCACCAUUCGUUUAUGCUGGAAUGAAUCCAAUAUUUUUGUACAUAGGACAUUAUUUGACCAAGGGUCAUUUUCCGUGGGCUUGGAAAAUUUUAAAUCCCACUCACGCUUCCCUACUGUACAUGAAUCUUUGGACAACGGUACUUUGGGGCUUCAUAGCUUACGGCCUGUAUCGAAAAAAUGUCAUAAUCACCAUUUGAAUAUAUACCGAAAAUAAAGUACCGAAAAAAAAAUAAAGACGAACCGAGAUGACUUUUCGGUUACGCCUUUCAUCAUUUCAUAAAUAUUAUCGAAUCGAAAAGCACCUGGCGCGCGGUGGAUUAUUAUUUCUUUUUAAUAUCAACUCGACAGAACAGAAAUGUGAUAAAAUACUAAUAUUAUUGUAAGCUCAUCAGCAUUGUUGAAUCUGCUACACCGCUUCUUCGUACGAAUAAAGUAGUUUGUGAUAUGA